AUGAAUGCAUUAACGGUGGAUUCGCGCCCGUUCGAUGUUAAUCGUGAUCGUGCGGCGAGCGUUUACAAGCAAGGAUUCGCGGCCUUGAUCUCGUUUCAGCAACGAAAUCGAUUGCGGCUCGCGAAAAUCGGGACGUUUAACUUCGAGGCGAAUGUUACAAGUUACUACGGCUAUCCGCGGUACGGCUUCUGGCGUUUCAAGCUUCUCGAGUUACCCGUUCCGACCGUGCCUGAGAAUCUGACGUGGAGCAAUGCGUACCCUGAAUGGGUGAACGAAUCGCGCUCAUCCUGCCCGAAAAUUCCAGAGCCGGAACGUCCGGAUUGGCUGGGCGACAUCGACGCGAUCAUCGCACACGUACCCUGCGAUGAACCGAGCGAUUCCUGGGCGAAGGAUAUUCGCUGGCUACAGCAGCUCCUAACGAUCGCAGGCUUCGUCGUCGGUGCUCGUCGCCCGUGGUUACCAGUGGUGUUACUCUCCUCGUGCCGCCCGCCGCCCAACCUCUUCCACUGCUCGCGACUCGUGACGCGGGAGGGUGACACCUGGCUGUACAACCUGACGGCCAGUGACAUGAUGACACGUGUACAGCCCCUAGGAUCGUGUGCCAUGGCUCAGCCAAUCAGCGACAAGGUGGCAGCAGCCAACCAGCGCGUCGCGUAUGCUACAGUGCUACACUCGUCGGAGCACUAUGUGUGCGGCGCGAUAGUACUGGGACACAGCAUAAGGAGGACGGGGAGCAAGCACGAGAUGGUUGUGCUUGUAUCGAAGGAGAUUCGAGAAGAGAGCAGGCGAGGGCUGAGGGAGGCGGGGUGGACGGUGAAGGAGAUUGAGAGGAUUCGAAAUCCCAAUGCACUAAAUGGGACUUAUAACGAAUGGAACUACAGCAAGCUGCGGCUGUGGCAGCAGACAGAAUACGCCAAGCUGCUCUUUAUUGACUCGGACCUGCUCCUCUUGAACAGCGUUGACUUUCUCUUCUCCUUCCCCGAGAUCUCCACGCGGGGAAACGACGGCUCAGAUUUCAACUCAGGCGUGAUGGUCCUGGAGCCGUCGGAUUGCACGUUUGAGCUGCUGAUGGAGAAUCUGGAAAGAGUGCGAUCGGCCAAUGGGGGGGAUCAGGGCUUCUUGAACAAUGUCUUCACAUGGUGGCACCGCUUACCAGAGUCCAUAAACACUCUCAAACCCAUCUGGACCACUGACCCUGUGAAGAGGGCAGCAGCCCUCAUUGUAAAAAACAGGUGGUUCUCACAAGAGCCUUCGGAAAUCCACGCUAUACACUACCUUGGUAUAAAGCCGUGGGCGUGUUACCGCGAGUUUGAUUGUAACGCGCUUGUUCCCACACUUCGCAACUUUGCAAACGAGGCGGCUCAUAAGCGGUGGUGGAGUGUACAUGAUACCCUGCCUGAGCCACUAAAGCAAUUUUGCUGGAUAACUGGCGAAGCAGAGAAGAAGCUGACGAAGCUAAUUGAACAAUCCAAGCCCAAACCAGUGCCUUAA
Closterium sp. Yama58-4 is the source of this 1491-nucleotide messenger RNA. The record is from the annotation of a GenBank genome assembly. NCBI's taxonomy places the organism in Eukaryota, Viridiplantae, Streptophyta, Zygnematophyceae, Desmidiales, Closteriaceae.